ACCACUGUCCACCUGGCGCCAGAGCUUCCAAGCAAAGAAUGUUUCAAACGGAUUUCGUUUGCAGCUUUGGUACGAAAUCAAAACCUUUACCACUCUCUUUGCAAUUAAUCGAAUUUCUAAUCUCCGAAGCAACAAAUUUCACUGACCGAAUAACCGCAAUUCUUCACCAUCGGUGAAUUCACGCAAAUGCUCAACAUCGUCGUCUUCGAAUUCUGAGCCAUGGCCGCGACGUCGUAUCUGACGCCGACGCAGAGCUACGCAGCGGGAGCUUUGUUCGGGCUCGCUCUUAACCAGGCCCAGAUCCACCGGACUCAUCCGCUGGGCCUGUACACGGCCGAAGAGCCGGCCGACGAGCGAACCAGCAGUGGCAGCAGUAGCGACUCGGUCUCCGAGGACCCCGAGCUUUGGGUCCACCAGAAAUCGGGCCUGCUCCGACCCGUAUUCGAAUUUUUAGAGAUUGACUCUAGCGCAUGGUCUGGACUUGAGGAAACCACCGGUUAUUCUCCAGCUAAGCAUCAUGUUGGAGCGUUCUUGAGGUUACUCUCAGAAGAAAGUGGGGAUAAUUCUUCUCAAAGGGCAGAUCUGGAACUUGCUUUGUCAAAAGCUAUUGAUGUUACUGCACUUAGCAUGGAAAAAGAUUCUGAAUCUUCGAAGUCAAAGAGGGAAAAGCAUCUUGAAUACGAACAUGAAUGUCGUGAGAAAUUGUCCAAUGCUGAAGUACAAUCAAGCUCUGAAGCUGCAGACGUACACUUGGUCCCAGAGACAGAUAGUAACAUGUCUGAUGACAAAGAUGCACAUCUUGGAUCAAUGACUAAAAUGGAUGAGAAACCAAUUGAAGAGGUAACAAUGCUCAGUUAUCGGAGGAAAGUGACAGUUCUUUAUCUGCUUCUUUCAGCUUGUCUGGCAGAUACACGCGAUGACAACAAAAAAUGUAGCCGGCGGAGAAAGGGCUACGAUGCUCGACAUCGUGUGGCUCUGCGGUUGCUGGCAACUUGGCUUGAUAUCAAGUGGGCAAAAAUGGAAGCAAUAGAGGUCAUGGUUGCUUGCUCUGCAAUGGCUUUAGCAAAAGAGAAGGAAUCAAAAGGAGGAGAAGGAAAACAAUCUUCAGAAAGAAAAUGGGCUAAAUGGAAGCGUGGCGGUAUCAUUGGUGCUGCAGCAAUAACUGGAGGAGCCUUGAUGGCAGUUACUGGUGGAUUAGCUGCCCCAGCAAUUGCUGCGGGACUUAGUGCCCUAGCUCCAACAUUAGGGACUCUCAUCCCUGUGAUUGGAGCUAGUGGGUUUGCUGCAGCUGCAAGUGCUGCCGGAACUGUUGCUGGUUCAGUUGCUGUUGCUGCAUCCUUUGGAGCGGCUGGAGCUGGACUUACGGGGAGCAAAAUGGCUAGAAGAGUUGGAGGUGUUGAUGAAUUUGAAUUCAAAGCUAUUGGGGAAAACCAUAAUCAAGGGAGGCUUGCAGUUGAGAUCUUGGUCUCAGGAUUGGUGUUUGAUGAGGAAGAUUUUUUAAGGCCUUGGGAAGGACAAAUUGAUAACUUGGAAAGGUAUGUGGUGCAGUGGGAGUCUAAGAAUCUAAUUGCUGUGAGCACUGCAAUUCAGGAUUGGCUAACUUCAAGUCUUGCCUUGCAGUUGAUGAAGCAAGGUGCAAUGAUGACUGUAUUAAGCACACUUUUAACAGCAUUGGCUUGGCCGGCAGUGUUACUUGCAGCUACUGACUUUAUAGAUAGCAAAUGGACAAUUGCUGUAGACAGAUCAGACAAAGCAGGGAAGCUGCUUGCUGAAGUAUUAUUAAAUGGAUUGCAAGGCAACAGGCCGGUGACACUUGUUGGUUACUCACUUGGAGCACGAGUGAUUUUCAAGUGUCUUCAGUUUUUGGCUGAGACCGAACACGAUGCUGAACUUAUAGAAAGAGUUGUUCUUCUCGGAGCACCCAUCUCAAUCAAAGAUGAGAACUGGGAAGCUGCUAGAAAGAUGGUGGCUGGAAGAUUUGUGAAUGCGUACUCCAAAAAUGAUUGGACGCUUGGAGUUGCUUUCCGUGCCAGUUUACUUACUCAAGGAUUAGCUGGAAUUCAACCCAUCAAUAUUCCUGGGAUUGAGAAUGUUGACGUAACAGAUCUCAUCGAAGGUCACUCUUCCUAUUUAUGGGCUACACAGGAAAUAUUGGACCAGCUUGAACUCGAUACAUAUUAUCCUGUUUUCAGGAGCACUCUUUGCAAACAAUGAGGGUUUUAAUUUCCAGUUCAGAUUCUACUUUUGGGAUUCGGCUCGGGUCCAGUUCCAGUUAGAACUGGACCUCUUGGAAUUGAGACACGUGUCUUGUGUGUCUGGUUAUGAGACAUGUUUCAAUCCCAACAGAUCCAAUUGGGUAUUGGGAUUACUCCAUUUUUAUUAUUGCUGAAGGAAUUGUAGUGUUUGUACCGAGUACCGUAGCCGGACCAAGCAUGUUGGUGCAAGUCACUCUCAGCUUGGAGGUUCUCGGUUCUUUGCUAUUUCAUCCUCUUUUCCUUCGUUUGUGUAUCCACCGAAACUACAAAAGUGUAAUGUUUUAACAAACAAUUGAACAAGACAAGGAAUAGUGGUUCAUAUUUAUAAUACCAGCUGGGACAAUAAAAAUAUAGUCAGUACCAAA
This is a messenger RNA of Alnus glutinosa, 2620 nucleotides long. RefSeq lists its product as uncharacterized. The record is from RefSeq and is a predicted model, not a curated record. NCBI's taxonomy places the organism in Eukaryota, Viridiplantae, Streptophyta, Magnoliopsida, Fagales, Betulaceae. The coding region runs from base 220 to 2214 and encodes 664 amino acids. The transcript has 15 exons.